AUGGCCACCGACUCGACACAUACGCAAUCGCAGGUCUACCUCUCCACAAGAGGUGGCGACUACGGUCUUACCUUCGAGAAUGUUGUCCUGAAGGGAUUGGCUGCCGAUGGCGGUCUUUUCCUCCCCCAUGAGAUUCCCGAAGCGACAGAAUGGCAAAGCUGGAAGGAUCUCUCGUACCAGGAACUGGCCUUCCAGAUCUUCAGCCUAUACAUCUCCCGCAGCGAAAUCCCCGCCGAGGAUCUACAAGGCAUCAUCAACCGAAGUUACUCAACAUUCCGCGCCGAGGAAGUUACGCCUCUUGUCGACUUGAAGGAUAACCUAAAACUCCUCGAGCUGUUCCACGGCCCUAGUUACUCCUUCAAGGAUUGCGCUCUGCAGUUCCUCGGAAACCUAUUCGAGUACCUCCUUGCGCGAAAGAACGAGGGCAAGGAGGGUAAAGACCGACAUCACUUGACUGUUGUCGGUGCGACAAGUGGUGAUACUGGAUCCGCCGCUAUCCACGGUCUCCGUGGCAAGAAGGACGUGUCAGUUACCAUUCUGCACCCCAAGGGCCGUGUCAGCCCUAUCCAGGAGCUGCAAAUGACAACAUGCACCGACGCCAACGUCCACAACCUUGCCGUCACCGGUACCUUUGACGAUUGCCAAGACAUCGUCAAGGCCCUCUUUGGCGACCCUGAGACCAACGCCUCUUUGAAGCUCGGUGCCGUCAACUCCAUCAACUUCUCCCGAAUUCUCGCCCAGAUCGUCUACUACUUCUACUCAUACUUCUCCCUGGCCAGGAAGGACCCCAACUUCAAGGUUGGCGACAAGGUCCGCUUUGUUGUCCCCACUGGAAACUUUGGAGACAUCCUAGCUGGAUACUUUGCGACUCGCAUGGGUCUCCCCGUCGACAAGCUUGUUAUCGCGACUAACGAGAACGAUAUCCUUGACCGAUUCUGGAAGUCCGGAAAAUACGAGAAGCAGCCCGCCAAGGGCCCCGAGGCCGAGGGUGGUCUUGAAGUUGAUGGAGUUAAGGCUCAUGAGGAGGGUGUGAAGGAGACUCUGAGCCCUGCUAUGGAUAUUCUCGUGUCUAGCAACUUUGAGCGUCUUCUCUGGUUCUUGGCUUACGAGUUCGCCGCGACCGUCGGAAUGGAUGUUGAAUUUAACAGAAAACAAGCCGGUCAAGAAGUCGAGGCUUGGCUCAAGGACCUCAAGGUCAAGGGAGGUUUCGGCCCUGUCUACGUGGAUGUCCUCAACAGCGCCCGCAAGACCUUCGAGAGCGAGCGUGUCAGCGACCCUGAAACCCUCGAGACCAUCAAGAGCAUCUACGAGCAGGUCGGAUACGUUCUCGACCCUCACUCCUCCAUCGGUGUCACCGCCGCUCUCCGAUCCGCUCAACGCGCCGAGGCCAACAUCCCUCACAUCUCCCUCUCCACAGCUCACCCUGCCAAGUUUGCCGGUGCCGUUGAGCUUGCUCUCAAGGACGAGAAGGACUUCAACUUCCAGGAGAAGGUUCUUCCCGAGGAGUUCAUCGGUCUUGAGAAGCUGCCCAAGCGUGUCUCUGAUGUCUCAAAUGACUGGAAGGCCGUGAGGGAGCAGGUCAAGGCGCAGGUUGAGAAGGAGCUUAACGGAGAGCUUUAA
Molecule: messenger RNA, 1620 nt
Organism: Fusarium sp. VM40
Lineage: Eukaryota; Fungi; Ascomycota; Sordariomycetes; Hypocreales; Nectriaceae
Source: the annotation of a GenBank genome assembly